AUGGCCGGUGUCAAAGCUUUCGAACUCCGUACUAAGUCUAAGGACCAAUUGGAACUCCAAUUAGUUGAAUUGAAGAAGGAAUUGGCUUCCUUGAAGGUCCAGAAGUUGACCAGACCAUCUUUGCCAAAGAUCCACACUGUUCGUAAGAACAUUGCCCGUGUCUUGACCAUCAUUAACUUGCAACAGCGUGAAAACGUUGCCGCUUUCUACUCCGGUAAGAAGUACCAGCCAAAGGACUUGAGAGCCAAGAAGACCAGAGCCAUCAGAAGACAGUUGACCAAGUUUGAGAAGUUCCAGACUACCGACAAGGCCAGAAAGCAAGCUAUCGCUUUCCCACAGAGAAAGUUCGCUAUUAAGGCUUAA
Babjeviella inositovora NRRL Y-12698 is the source of this 363-nucleotide messenger RNA. It is a transcript of the gene RPL35, whose product is annotated as 60S ribosomal protein uL29. Gene Ontology annotation, cellular component: cytosolic large ribosomal subunit; ribosome. The transcript has 2 exons. Lineage: Eukaryota; Fungi; Ascomycota; Pichiomycetes; Serinales. Gene Ontology annotation, biological process: translation; maturation of LSU-rRNA from tricistronic rRNA transcript (SSU-rRNA, 5.8S rRNA, LSU-rRNA). Gene Ontology annotation, molecular function: mRNA binding; structural constituent of ribosome. The coding region runs from base 1 to 363 and encodes 120 amino acids. The record is from RefSeq and is a predicted model, not a curated record.